Molecule: messenger RNA, 1628 nt
Organism: Peromyscus eremicus (cactus mouse)
Lineage: Eukaryota; Metazoa; Chordata; Mammalia; Rodentia; Cricetidae
Gene: Marco
Product: macrophage receptor with collagenous structure
Exons: 17
Coding region: 1-1554 (517 amino acids)
Cellular component (GO): membrane
Source: RefSeq, a predicted model, not a curated record
AUGGGAAAUAAAGAAACCCUCAAGGAGGAAGCCUUCUUGGGGAGCACGGAAGAAGGAGCUGAUUUUGAUCAAGCCAUGUGCCCUAUGAUGGAGACCUUCGAAAUCAAUGAUCCAACACCCAAGAAGAGAAAUGGGGGGACCAUUUGCAUGGCAGUCAUGGCCAUCUACCUGAUCCUGCUCACAGCAGGUACCACCCUGCUGUUCAUUCAAGCUCUCAAUCUGCAGAAGCGGCUCCAGAUGCUGGAGAUGUGCUUAGACAAUGGAACCCUGGCUGCUGAGGACAGGCCAUUCUUCUCGAUGCAGCUGGCACAUCCCAAAACCCACCCAGUACCAGGAGCACUGGGGUUGCAGGCCCUGCAGGCCCAGCUCAUUCGGGUCCGCACCAGUCAGGAGCAACUGCUUCACAACCUCACUCGGAAUCCAGAGCUGUUCCGGAUUAAGGGUGAACGAGGCUCCCCAGGGCCAAAAGGGGCCCCAGGUGUGCCUGGGAUCCCUGGCCUGCCUGGGCCACCUGCCCAGAAGGGAGCAAUGGGGGGUUGGGGGUCCGCGAUGGAACCCCAGGGUGUCCAAGGACCCCGGGGCCCACCAGGCGUCAAGGGAGAGGCAGGCCUCCAGGGACUUCCGGGUGCACCAGGGAAGCAAGGAGCAACUGGUGUCCCAGGACCUCAAGGAGAGAAGGGCAGGAAAGGUGACAAAGGUCUCACUGGCCCCAAGGGGGAACACGGCACCAAGGGUGACAAAGGGGACCUAGGCCUUCCAGGAAGCAAAGGGGACAUGGGCAUGAAGGGAGACACAGGGGUCAUGGGUCUCCCCGGAAUACAGGGAGAUAAAGGCGACCCUGGGAAACCAGGCCUACCAGGUUUGGCUGGGUCUCCUGGAGCCAAAGGUGAUCAAGGACCACCUGGAGCACCGGGUGCGCCAGGCCUUUCUGGUGCAGCAGGAUCUUCAGGUGCCAAGGGUGAGCCAGGCCGCACUGGUCCUCCUGGGCCACAAGGACCUCCAGGGAUCCCCGGGAGUCCAGGGGCUACAGGUGUGAAGGGAAGCAAGGGAGACACAGGAAUUCAAGGACAGAAAGGCACAAAAGGAGAAUCAGGAGUCCCAGGCCUUGCAGGCAGAAAGGGAGACACUGGAAACCCUGGGCUGGUAGGCCCCAAAGGAGAACCUGGACGGCCCGGGCUGAAGGGAGAUGCUGGCAUGAAAGGGUCUCCCGGCCAGCCAGGACAAACGGGAGAAAAGGGUCAGAAAGGCGAAUCCUUCCUAAUGGUCCGGAUUGCGAGUGGCACCAAUCGAGGCCGAGCUGAAGUUUACUAUAACAAUGUCUGGGGCACAAUUUGUGAUGAUGGUUGGGAUAAUAACGACGCCACCGUCUUCUGCCGCAUGCUCGGUUACUCCAGCGGUAAAGGUCUCUCCCGUUUCGGAGGUGGCUCUGGGAAUAUCUGGCUGGAUGAUGUAAGUUGCCUGGGGACAGAGAGCAGUUUGUGGAGCUGCAGGAAGAACACCUGGGGUUCUCACAACUGCAACCAUGACGAAGAUGCUGGCGUGGAAUGCCGCUGACUUGGGCAGAGGUCACCGCUGUGGCCCCAGCUGUCUUCAGACUCCGCCCACAUGGAGAUCUGUGGGCUCCCUAA